AUGUCAUCUAUGAAUACUAUUCUAUAUGUUGUAUACAAUGUAAAAAGCAAAAUAUAGCAAAUUUCACUUUCGUAUUCUAAAUUUUCCCUGUUUUCUUUGAGAAAGGCAAAAUUUACAAAAUUACAAGUGCAGUUAUUUUUUCCGGCAGUUUAUGUUUUGUGUCAAUUACUUCCAAUACGACAUAUUUUGCCAACAUUAACAAGUCAGUGAACGAUUGUUUACUAACCAAACAGAAUGAACACCGUAUAUAACCUAUAAUGUAAUUAUGUGUUCCAAAUAUAUGUAUGAAAAUCAUAAUGAUGCCGUGAUAAAGAUAUUUUAUUAAAUUACAUUAGAAUUGUGAAAGAAAAGAAAAUGUCGAAGAAUAAACUAAAUUUAAAACUCCCUCCUGUGUCAAUUGACCAGACACCAACAAUAACUCCAACAGGAGCUUCGUUUCAAGAACCUGCAAAUAUGAAUAAUUUAGUUCGAAAAUCCAGUAUAGACAAUCUAACAGCUCGAUUAGAAGAACUUGACAUGGAUGAUAUUCAAAGAAAACGUAUUGAAGUAUUCUUAUGUCAGAAAGAGCAAAUGGGUGAACUAAGUGAUGAUGAUUUUGAAAAACUUGGAGAAUUAGGUUCAGGAAAUGGUGGAGUAGUAAUGAAAGUGAGGCAUAAGUCUAGCAGACUUAUAAUGGCCAGAAAACUGAUACAUUUAGAAGUGAAAGCAGCUAUUAAAAAACAAAUUAUAAGAGAACUUAAAGUGCUACAUGAAUGCAAUUUUGCUCAUAUCGUUGGGUUUUAUGGAGCAUUUUACAGUGAUGGUGAAAUAAGUAUAUGUAUGGAGUAUAUGGAUGCAGGAUCAUUGGACUUAAUUUUGAAGAAAGCAGGGCGCAUUCCAGAAAACAUUCUUGGUAAAAUAACAUCAGCAGUUUUAAAGGGACUAAGCUACUUACGAGACAAACAUGCUAUUAUGCACAGAGAUGUUAAGCCAAGUAACAUUCUAGUAAAUAGUAAUGGAGAAAUAAAAAUAUGUGAUUUUGGAGUAUCUGGACAACUUAUUGAUUCAAUGGCUAAUUCAUUUGUUGGCACACGAAGUUAUAUGUCACCUGAAAGACUUCAAGGUACACAUUAUUCUGUUCAGAGUGAUAUAUGGUCUCUAGGGCUUUCAUUAGUAGAAAUGGCCAUAGGAAUGUAUCCUAUCCCUCCUCCUGAUGCUAAAACAUUAGCUAAUAUAUUUGGCCCUAACCAAGAUAGUGACCCAUCUAAUUCAUCUAAUGGCCCAAGACCAAUGGCUAUAUUUGAGCUGUUAGACUAUAUAGUUAAUGAGCCUCCACCAAAACUUCCAGCUGGAAUUUUCAGUGAUGAAUUUAAAGACUUUGUUGACCAAUGUUUGAAAAAGAAUCCGGAUGAAAGAGCCGAUUUAAAAACACUUAUGGAUCAUCCUUGGAUAAAACGAGCAGAAUCUGAGAAUGUAGAUAUAGCAGGAUGGGUUUGUAAAACCAUGGAUAUUCAACCAAAUUCCUCUAAUAAAUGAGAUAUACAAUUAUUUUCCUACUACAAGAGUGAUUUAAAUGUGCAUGCAUUUAUUUGCAUUAACUAAUGCACAGUUAUUCUACGAAUAAGAAGUAAUAUAAUCCAUACAUUUAUCAAAUUUAGCUUAAAGCAGUUAAAUUUUUUUAUCAUAAAAUAGGACGAAUAAAAGCUGGAACAAACACUAUAAUGUUAUUAUUACAUGUUUAAAAGAAUUCUUAAAAUAUUUGUAAAGAAUCUGUUACUUGUAGCUUUUAUUUGUCCAAUUAAUUAGCAUAUAAUCAAUAGAACUUUAAUUAUCCAAGCUUUAAUAAAAUACAGUGAAUUCAAGUGAAAACCAGCGUUUCUUGUAAAUAUAUUUGCAUAUCUUAAGAUUAUUUCAUUUAAUAGCAAGUGCAGGUUUAUAAGAAUUGUAAUUUUUCUUUGUGUAAUUAUUGUAUAUAAAAAUGCUCAACAUAUGUCCAUUCAGUUUUAGCUAAUAAGUCAUUCCCAUUUAAUUUUAAUUUAAUAUACUUUAUUUAAACCAAAUUUAAAUUUUAUCAAAAUAUAGCGAAAUACUUAAAGAAAC
This is a messenger RNA of Agrilus planipennis (emerald ash borer), 2079 nucleotides long. RefSeq names its product dual specificity mitogen-activated protein kinase kinase dSOR1 (gene Dsor1). The transcript has 5 exons. Lineage: Eukaryota; Metazoa; Arthropoda; Insecta; Coleoptera; Buprestidae. The coding region runs from base 355 to 1515 and encodes 386 amino acids. The record is from RefSeq and is a predicted model, not a curated record. Gene Ontology annotation, biological process: protein phosphorylation. Gene Ontology annotation, molecular function: ATP binding; protein kinase activity.